Messenger RNA from Daldinia loculata, 1050 nucleotides. RefSeq lists its product as uncharacterized. The record is from RefSeq and is a predicted model, not a curated record. The transcript is spliced from 4 exons. Lineage: Eukaryota; Fungi; Ascomycota; Sordariomycetes; Xylariales; Hypoxylaceae. The coding region runs from base 328 to 900 and encodes 190 amino acids.
GUAGCUGAGGAAUCUUAAAGCGUAAAAUAUAUGCUCUAUUAGACUGUCUUGGUCGUAGCCCAAUCUAUCCUUCAUGGAGUCUAAUGUCUUUAAAGUUGCGAAAUAAACAUACCUUCGGUACAUACUAUAGGUUCUCUCUAUUGCAUAAUCGGCCGAGCGUAUAUACAAAGAACUCGAGUAUAUAUUUAAUCCCAUAACCCCGGAAAUGUCUCGAUCUUCUUACCCCUUUAUAUACGCUUCCUGGCAAAAUACUGAAAGCACACCAAUCACCAAGCUCAAAUAGCACGCAUACCUCCUAAGCGACAUCUAAACAUCAAAUAAGCCAUCAUGAAGGGCUCAACUAUCUUCUUACAUAUAACCACAAUACUCGGCACUUCUCACGCCCUUGGCAUACAGAUGCCUAGGGAGGACAUGUCAAAAGCCCAAAAUGAUAAUCGAUACAUGUCUACAAUAUCCGCCGGGGAAAACGCCAGCCAUCAUCCAGGGGUAUUCGAAUUCAACCCUAUCAACGCUUCUGAGGCAGAUCCCCGCUUCGUCAUACCCGUGUCCCACUGGGGUUGCACACGCUCGAAGCUGAGGAGGGAUGAUAUGAAGGAGGCAAUCCAGCGCAUGAUCGACUGGAGCAAGGGAGGCGGUCGAGUUUGGGGCAGAAGCAUCCACAUAGAAUUGCAAGACCGUGCCGCCACUUUCUUGUGUAACUGUAAAGACCAAUACGUGGACAGCGCUCCGGAUUCCGAGAUGUGGGAGUUCUACCAGAGACUACGGGUUCACUGCGGCGAGGGCUGGAGUGGUUGGAUGUUUAGCAAGAAAUGGAACAAGGGGUUUGCGAUUGACACAAGGAACCAUGUUGCCAAUAGGCACCCUAAGAAGCUACUAUGCCCUCUUUUUUGCUGCAACUAGUUAGCUACUUGACUAGACGGUAGUAACGCAUGGGAAAAAAAGGGAGAUGAGAAGUGGAUUGUGUUGUAUAUUAGCAAUGGUCUUUCUCUUUCUCGUUAACUAUAAUGCGAUGAGUGGUAUAGCACAAUGAGGCCUAAACUCCGCCGCGUG